AACCGGCCCGGUUCACAACCGACCCAAUGCUAGAGAGAGAGAGAGAGUCGACCGUGAGGAGAGAGAGAGAGAAAAUCGGCUUCUUGUCUUUUCCUUAUUAGAGUAUGAUUUGUACUCUUUUCAUAUUUGUAUUUCCAUAUUCUAGUAUUUCCAUUAUUUUAUGACGGUGUAAUUCCCUAUAUAUAAAGGCCUUUUUAUGUUUAUGAAUAAUACAGAAACACAGAUUCUAUUCUCUUGUUUUACGAUAUAUUUUGAAUUUUACAAAUUGUCAGUAAUUUUUUUAUCCAAUUUUUAGUUGAUUUGACCUUUUCCAGAGUGACGGUAUUUCUUUUAGUUACUUUUUGAGAUUUACAUUAUAUUAAUUUGUGGUAACAAUAAGGAUAGGAAAAUAUAGAAACUUUAUUUAUCCAAGUUUCCUAUUAUUUUAGUGUUUUCCAUUUUUUUUUUCUUUUUACCGUCAUCCAUACUUAUAUAUAUGUAUGUUAAGGUUAUAAACCAUGCGUGCAUCUUAACUCUCUGGUGACAAUCAGGUCACACGAUGAUGUCCUUAAAGCUACCAUAUGAUUUGGAAGAGGAAAUUCUAUCAAGAGUUCCAUGGAAAUUUCUUGCAAAGUUGAGAUGUGUAUGUAAGCUUUGGAAUAGUCUUAUUUUGGAAGAGAGACUCAACGAGAAGAACUUGUCGUUUCACAUGCACAGCUAUAGCGGUGAGCAUCGGUUUAUACUCAAAGACAGUGGUCCUACGAUUUCUGCCGUGGGCAUUGAGGAGCAGAAAAACGUGGUCGAUCCUCCGUCCUUGAUCGUCCAAGACUUUACCCUUAUAAAAGCUCAACCAUGUAAUCCAAUUAGGGUGUACAAGACUGUUCAUUGCGACGGUUUGUUGUUGUGUGUCAUGGACAACCAGCUUUUGGUUAGGAACCCGUUACUGAAGGAAACAACCUGGAUCAAAUGCGGUAGUGAUUUUCACGAACUAGAUGAUGCUUACAGCCUUGGAUACCUCAGCCACUGUGAUUACAGGAUCUUAAGGUUUCGUUGUGCUAGUAAUUCCAGAAAUAGACCUUCAAGGGUCGAGGUCUGUGAAGUUGCAUCCAAGACAUGGAAGGUUAUAGAUAACAUCAGUUUUGAUUGGUUCCUUAGUGUGCCGUUGUCGAUCCUCUCUCUGAGAGGAACUCCUUAUUGUAUAGGUCUUCGAGAAGAUCAUAGAGCUUUUGUACAAAGCUAUGAUUUUUACAAAGAAAGGUUUCAACCCAUAGAUGACUUGCCAUUCAGCUAUGAUGAGAUGAAUCCUAUUGCACUAGAGAUUUAUAAAGGAGAUAGGCUUUCGGUGUUGGAGCAAUGUCACAAAACAAGGAAGAUAUGCAUAUGGGUGAAGCAUUGGCUCAUGCUUACUUCUUGGACCAAAUUGGUGGUCGUGGACAUACCAGAGUUUCCGCUUAUAUAUCCACGUCUUACCCUCCUUUCUACAAAUUAUUAUUUCGACAAAAACAAUAGGCUUGUUAUAACUUGUAAUGAUACUGACAUGAAGGGUCUAUCUAUUAUCAGAGUCAUCAACGACAAGGAAUUCCAAGUAAUUAAAGCUAAUGAAGGGGAAUGUCGUUUCUCUUUUUUAUGCAGCUACGUUCCUAGCUUAGCUAGGGUUCCAGGGUUUUCGAAGCAAGACACAAGUCGGAUUCGCUGGAGAAAACGUAGAUUCAACUAGUUUGGGUAUACAUAUAUUUGUUGUUUCGUGUGAUGACUCUUUUUGCUUGGGAUAUUGAACUAUGCACCUAUCCUUUCUUGUCAUUUGAAAGUGUCAAAAACAAACCAAAAAGUGUCAAUUUAUUGUUACGUGGAAUAUGUGAUUUUGUUAACUUUA
This is a messenger RNA of Brassica napus (rape), 1852 nucleotides long. RefSeq names its product putative F-box/LRR-repeat/kelch-repeat protein At1g11620. The coding region runs from base 539 to 1696 and encodes 385 amino acids. Gene Ontology annotation, molecular function: protein binding. The transcript has a single exon. The record is from RefSeq and is a predicted model, not a curated record. Lineage: Eukaryota; Viridiplantae; Streptophyta; Magnoliopsida; Brassicales; Brassicaceae.